AUGUCGAUGUCCAGAAGACGCGCGGCGACGCCACGCGCGGGCGCCCACGACGCGGCUGACGCGCGCGCGUCGCCGCGAAAUCCCUCGUCGAAAAAAACGCCCGUCCUGGCGUACGUGAACGAGAGCACGAAAUUCGUCGUCUCGUGCGCGGCGCUGGGGGUCUUGCUGCGCGACCCGAGCGCGGGGACGUGCUGGGCGCUGCUCGGAAGCGUCGUGAACAGCGUCAAUGGGAAGAUUUUGAAACGCGUCUUGAAUCACGAGCGACCGGAUGGGGCGAUCAAGGCUGAUCCCGGGAUGCCGAGCUCGCACGCGACGUCGUUGUCGUAUUUGAGCGUGUACGCGGCGACGGCGUUGGCGUACUUUCGAGACGCGGCGCCGGCGCUCGGAUACGCGGGACAGCUCGUGGCGAGCUUUGUUUUAGUGAUAAUGGGGAUGUUUUUGAGUUAUUUGCGCGUGAGUACGGGGUAUCACACGCCACCGCAAGUCAUCGUGGGUUACGCCGUGGGGUCAACCACCGCGCUCACGUGGUUCUUCGUCGGCUUGAGGUACGUUGAGCCGUUUCUCAAGGCUGAGCCGAGUAUGCUGAGCGUGCUACAUUCGGCGCUGAUCAUCGCCAUCGGUUGGUUCGCGUUUUCCGCGCUCGAUUGGGUGGAGACGAUCGUGAAAAACAUCAAGAAGAAAUUUGCGUGA
Messenger RNA from Ostreococcus lucimarinus CCE9901, 690 nucleotides. RefSeq lists its product with no specific name. Gene Ontology annotation, molecular function: dolichyldiphosphatase activity. Gene Ontology annotation, biological process: protein N-linked glycosylation; lipid biosynthetic process. Lineage: Eukaryota; Viridiplantae; Chlorophyta; Mamiellophyceae; Mamiellales; Bathycoccaceae. Bases 1 to 690 code for a protein of 229 amino acids. The transcript has a single exon. The record is from RefSeq and is a predicted model, not a curated record. Gene Ontology annotation, cellular component: endoplasmic reticulum membrane; intracellular membrane-bounded organelle.